AGGGACUUAAACCAUGGCGGAUACAAUGGUUGCACAUAUGGAUCGACAUAAUAAGCUUGAUGUUGAGAUGUCAGAAGAUGACAAGAAAUUAACAAAGCUAUGCUCUCUGAAGAAGAAGGCAAUAAAUGCGACGAACAAGUUUAAGCACUCGAUGACCAAGAAAGGUCGAAGGCAUAGCCGUGUGAGGUGUGUCUCAAUCGUUGAUGAAAUCGACACAGAAGAGUUGCAAGCGGUUGAUGCUUUCCGUCAAGCUCUUAUCUUAGACGAACUACUUCCCUCUAAACACGAUGAUCAUCAUAUGAUGCUUAGGUUCUUGAGGGCAAGAAAGUUUGAUACCGAAAAGGCAAAGCAAAUGUGGGCUGAUAUGCUUAACUGGAGGAAAGAAUAUGGCGCAGACACGAUCAUGGAGGACUUUGAUUUUAAAGAAAUCGAAGAAGUGGUUAAGUAUUAUCCACAAGGGUAUCAUGGUGUUGACAAGGAAGGAAGACCUAUCUACAUCGAGAGGCUAGGCCAAGUCGAUGCCACGAAGAUGAUGAAAGUGACCACAAUCGAUAGGUACGUCAAGUACCAUGUGAAAGAGUUCGAGAAGACUUUCAACGUCAAAUUCCCCGCUUGUUCCAUCGCUGCCAAAAGACACAUUGAUCAGAGCACAACGAUCUUGGAUGUUCAAGGCGUGGGGCUUAAUAACUUCAACAAAGCUGCAAAAGAUCUUCUUCAGAGUAUUCAGAAAAUCGACAACGAUAACUAUCCUGAGACUCUGAACCGUAUGUUCAUCAUCAAUGCUGGUUAUGGGUUUAGGCUUGUAUGGAGCACAGUGAAAUCUUUCCUUGACCCAAAGACUACAGCCAAGAUUCACGUUCUAGGCAACAAAUACCAAAGCAAACUGCUAGAAAUAAUUGACGCCAAUGAACUGCCUGAGUUUUUAGGUGGUAAGUGCACCUGCACAGAUAAAGGUGGAUGUAUGCGUUCAGACAAAGGUCCAUGGAACGACCCCGAGAUCUUCAAGUUGGUUCAGAACGGUGAAGGUAGAUGCCCGAGGAAGAGCUUGUCAGGGAUCGAGGAAAAGACGAUCUCAGAAUACAAGAACGAGACUAAGUUGAAGAAAUGCGAAACGUUCGAACCAGAAGAGACUACUUAUAAGCAUUCUCCUACGGAGAAGGAGAACAAGUUCAUCGACAAGACUGUGGAUGCUGCUGCUUGGCCUAGAAAGCUUCACAAGGCUAACAAUGACUUUGCCGAGUCUAAAGAUUUAAACCCGUUGGAGAGUAAAGGCUACUUAUACGGCGGCGUGAUGGCAUUACUUAUGGGGAUAGUUGGCGUGAUGAGGCUAACCAAGAACAUGCCAAGGAAGCUCACCGAGACGAGCGGCACAGACGGAGUCACGAUUAUGUCCAGGCACGACUACAUGGCGAUGGUGAAGAAGAUAACAGAUCUGGAGGAGAAAUGCAACUCCAUGGAUGCUCAGGCUGCCUUAUCUCUCGAGAGGGAGAAGAUUCUCGACGCUGCACUUCGUCGUGUUGACCAGCUCGAGCUUCAGUUGUCUGAAACCAAGAAGGCGCUGGACGAGACCAUGGCGAGGCAACAUGAGGUAAUGGCGUACAUCGAGAAGAAGAAUAAGAAAAAGAGGAGGAAGUUCUUAUUUUUCUGAAAGACUGCUUCAGAGUGCGCUACAGUAGGAAGAGCGUCUUAAGCCUCAGGCUUCUAAAAGAAGCCUAGAAAAUAAAAUACAUUUCCAUUUUCUAUAAUUUUAUGAACUGUAGAAGAUAUAAUGAC
Eutrema salsugineum is the source of this 1773-nucleotide messenger RNA. RefSeq names its product phosphatidylinositol/phosphatidylcholine transfer protein SFH2. The record is from RefSeq and is a predicted model, not a curated record. Lineage: Eukaryota; Viridiplantae; Streptophyta; Magnoliopsida; Brassicales; Brassicaceae. Bases 14 to 1648 code for a protein of 544 amino acids. The transcript is spliced from 13 exons.